AUGGGGAAAGCGUCUAAUUCUUAUUAUUAUUGCUGCAGAAGAGGUGUGCCAUUUCUUCACUCUACUCCACUUGUUGUUGUUGCUGUUGCUUUGUUUCAUUCUCAAUCAAAGGCAACCAAAUCUAGAGCAACCCAGCUUGUGAGAGAUCCUUAUCCACCCUCAACCAAUUUCAUGGCUUUGUUUCAUUCGAGACGAACCCAUCUAGGAAAUCGACCCAAUAUUGUUGUGAGUAAUGUUGAGGAUGCCUUGAAGGUGUUCGAUGAAAUGCUUCACUCCCGUCCUCUGCCUUCUUCUUCUUCUGUUAUCCCUUUGAAUCAAAUCUUGACUCAACUUGUCAAACUCAAACACUAUUCUGCCGUCAUCACUUUGAAUAGACGAAUGCUUCUCUGUGGAGUUGUUCCUAAUCACUAUACUCUGUCUAUUAUCAUCAACUGCUAUUGCCAUUUGAAUCAAAUGGGGUUUGCCUUAUCUGUCUUAGGACAAUUCUUCAAAUUGGGUCUUCAACCGAAUGUUAUUACCUUCACCACUCUAAUUAACGGCUUUGUUCUCCACAAUCAAGUGCCUGAGGCUGCUCGAAUUUUCACCAAAAUGCUGCAGGGAGACCAUUCUAAGCCCAAUGUGUUUACUUUCACUACACUAAUAAAGGGGUUUUGCAUGAGAGGAAACAACAAUGCGGCCAUGCAAUUACUUAGGAAGAUGGAAGAAAACGGUUGUGAGCCUAACAUAGUUUCCUAUAGCACCAUCAUUAACAGUCUUUGCAAGGAUACACUAGUUGUAGAUGCAAUGAACCUCUUCUCAGAAAUGAUUAUUAGAGGUAUUACUCCAGACGUUGUUACUUACACCUCUUUGAUUCAUGGAGUUUGCAGUAUAGGCCAUUGGAAAGAAGCUACGAGGUUGUUGAAUGAAAUGGUGAGUAAAGCUAUCUUUCCAGAUGUAGUCACCUUCAAUGUUUUGGUUGAUACACUUUGUAAGGAAGGGAUGGUUUUGGAAGCAAAAAGUGUGGUUGACAUGAUGAUUCAAAGACAUAUCGAGCCUAAUACAAUUACAUACAACUCACUUAUGGACGGUUACUGUUUGCGAGGAGACAUGGAGGGCGCAAGACAAGUUUUUGAUCUUAUGGUUAGCAAGGGCUCCAUGGUUGAUGUUCGGAGUUGUAGCAUAUUGAUAAAUGGAUAUUGCGAGGGGAGAAUUCAAGAAGCAGAAAAGUUGUUCUCUGAGAUGCAAGGUUAUGGCCUGCUUCCAGAUGUUGAAACUUAUGCUGUGGUACUUGAUGGCCUAUGUAAUAACCAGCAACUUUCUGCAGCUGUAGAACUGCUUAGAGAGCUGGAAGCCCGAAAACUGGAACUCGAUGUUGUCAUUUACAGUAUUAUUAUUGAAGGUUUCUGCAAAGCUGGAGAAAUUCAAUCUGCGAAAGAUCUCUUCUGUGGUGUAUCAUCAAAAGGACUCCAACCUGAUGUGCGGACAUACAAUAUAAUGAUUGGUGAACUUUGUCAUCAUGGCUUAAUAAUUGAAGCAGAAAAGUUGCUCAGCGAAAUGGGAGGGAAAGGAUGCUCUCCAAAUGGUUGCACCUAUAACACCAUUAUCUGA
Rosa chinensis is the source of this 1587-nucleotide messenger RNA. RefSeq names its product putative pentatricopeptide repeat-containing protein At1g12700, mitochondrial. NCBI's taxonomy places the organism in Eukaryota, Viridiplantae, Streptophyta, Magnoliopsida, Rosales, Rosaceae. Gene Ontology annotation, molecular function: protein binding. The record is from RefSeq and is a predicted model, not a curated record. The transcript is spliced from 2 exons. Bases 1 to 1587 code for a protein of 528 amino acids.